CAAUAAAUUGACUCUCCAAACAACUGGACAAUUCUGAGAUCGCACGAAUCCUGCCCAAAAAGCAGAAGCAGAUGCCCUCAAGACAAUGAAGGAGAAAAAUCGACAUUCUGAUAGUAAAUAAUGGCAGGAGUGGAGGUUCCAAGAGUGAAGCUUGGAAGCCAAGGACUGGAGGUAUCAAAGUUGGGGUUCGGAUGUAUGGGCUUGAGUGGCGUCUACAACUCUCCAGUUUCCGAUGAGGACGGCAUUGCCAUAAUAAAGGAAGCUUAUAGCAAGGGAAUCACGCUCUUUGACACUGCUGAUUCGUAUGGAGCAAAUGCUAAUGAAGUUCUGGUCGGAAAGGCCUUGAAGCAACUCCCAAGAGAGAACAUUCAGCUAGCCACAAAGUUCGGUAUACUAAGAUUAGACUUUUCCAACUUGGUGGUUAAGGGCAACGCAGAAUAUGUCAGGUCAUGUUGUGAAUCUAGUUUGAAGCGCCUCGGUGUGGAAUACAUUGAUCUGUAUUAUCAGCAUCGAGUCGACACAUCAGUUCCGAUAGAAGAAACAAUGUACGGAUUAAAGAAACUGGUGGAAGAGGGAAAGAUCAAGUACAUUGGUCUAUCUGAAGCCAGCCCUGACACGAUUAGGAGAGCUCACGCAGUGCAUCCAGUUACCGCUGUACAGAUGGAGUGGUCUCUCUGGACUCGUGAUAUCGAGGAAGAGAUAGUUCCAUUAUGCAGGGAACUCGGCAUUGGAAUAGUUACGUACAGUCCUCUUGGCCGUGGCUUCUUUGCUGGCAAAGCUAUUGUUGAGAGCUUACCUUCCGGCAGCUCUCUGGUUACGCACCCGAGAUUCAGAAAGGAGAACCUGGAGAACAAUAAAAUGAUCUAUUAUAGGAUUGAAGAUCUUGCCAAGAAGCAUGGAUGUACGACAGCUCAAUUAGCUCUAGCAUGGCUUCUUGCACGAGGAAACGGGGUCGUAGCAAUCCCCGGGACGACUAAGAUCAAGAACUUAAAUGACAACGUGGGUGCCUUGACAUUGAAACUCACUGAAGAAGAUUUGGAAGACAUUUCCAAAGCUGUGCCCAUCAACGAAGUAGCAGGUGGUAGAACGUACGAGAGCGUGAUGCAUGCGACGUGGAAGUUUGUUAGCACACCUCCGCCAACCAAGAAGUACUCAGCAUAAGAGGUUCACAAUGGUGGUCCUGCAGCCCAGUCCAUGGAUUCGAAGACUCCGAGAAUGCAAUGACCGAUAAGUAGAAGAAGUGUUCUUUGUUCUCUUAGCCAUCGCAAAAAUUGCGGUUGAGCCUUCCUUGUCAUGUUCUAAUGCUGUUUUUAAUGCUCUUGAGACCCCGCGAAUGUACUUCACUCGCUGUGAGCUUUGCGACUGAACGGUUAAUGCCACGCUACAAGCUCUUUGUCAUGACUUUUUUCUGAGACAACUGAGAGAGAGACUUUCAUUCUUUACUUCAAGCAGAAGGAGCCACUUUAU
This is a messenger RNA of Rhodamnia argentea, 1467 nucleotides long. RefSeq names its product probable aldo-keto reductase 1. The record is from RefSeq and is a predicted model, not a curated record. Lineage: Eukaryota; Viridiplantae; Streptophyta; Magnoliopsida; Myrtales; Myrtaceae. The coding region runs from base 121 to 1161 and encodes 346 amino acids. The transcript is spliced from 7 exons. Gene Ontology annotation, cellular component: cytoplasm.